Messenger RNA from Podarcis lilfordi (Lilford's wall lizard), 19872 nucleotides. Lineage: Eukaryota; Metazoa; Chordata; Lepidosauria; Squamata; Lacertidae. The record is from the annotation of a GenBank genome assembly.
AUGGAUUUCAUCGCCGGAGCCAUUGGAGGUAAUAAAUAAAUAAGCCACCCAGCAGCCCGCUGAUGAAGAGAGACAGCUGUGUUUCCUUGCUGUUAACUUUCAGGCAGGUCCCCCACGCCGGAGGGAGAGGGCGAAUGACCUUCAGAGCCCCCAAGGCGGAGGUUUUAGUGGACGCGAGUUCAGCGUGCGUAGGGGCACUUAGUGGAACUCAAAGCUGGCGGCGUCAUUAAUUCCAGGAACCAUUGCAAAUCGGAUAUUAUUUCCGUACGAUUGCAUAUACGUGGUGAGCCCAUAGAGAAAGGCAAAGACAAGGAGGGAUCAGUCGCAGCCGCAGGUGUGAAUCGAAAGAGACUGAUGGGGGAAUUGAAGCAGAAUCUCAAAGGGGCAGGAACUUAAACGUAUGCCUGUGUUAAUGUCUAGAGUGCCAUCUUAUGCAUGAGGCCCCUUGUGCAGCACCUGUAUGACAGGUCCCUGCCUCUAGGGGCUUACAAUCUAAAUGAGAUACACAAGGAAACAACAAAGGAGGUGGGAAAUGGAAGCAAGGAACUAGGGCAGGGGAGACGACAUGGUUAUUUCAAAUACAUGUACUAGGGCAGGAUGAAGGAUGUGGAGUAGGAUUGGGAUCCCCAACAUAGUGCCCAUGGGCACCAUGGCAUUCUCUGAUAGUCUCCUUGGUGCCAGCCAAGGUUGCUGCCCCUCCAGAUAUUUCCCCCCUGUUUUUGUCUUUUGGGAGGGUUGUUUAGUUGUGGGGGAAUGCCUGUUUUGUGUUUUAUUUGUUUUGGGUGUUUAUAGGUGUUUUGCAAUUUGCUGGGGGUUUUUUUGGGUGGAGUUUCUCAGCAACUCCAGAUUUCUUCUGUGCAAUGGGUAUUUUGUGGUGCUCAUGCCAGUUUCUUAGGUUUCCAAAUGUGCCCUGGGACAUAUGGACUAGGGGGAUGAAGGAAAGGCAAUUCCAGAGAGAAAAGGAAAAGGGAAGCAAGGGAGCUGGUGAUGGUGGGACAAAGCAGGGAUGAGAUUAGUCUACACUGGUGAACAGCAGCUGUCCAGGAUUUCGGGCUGGAUUUCUUCCCACAUCCACCUGGGGAUGCUGGGAACUGAACCAGGGACCUUCUGCUUGACACUAUACCAGUGAGCUACAACUCUUCACAGAUGGACCAUCUCGUAAUAGAUUAAGGUUACCAUACCUCCCCGUUUCCCGGGGAAAAGUCCCUGGAUUUACAAACCAGUCCCCAUACAAAAUCCAUGGAAGUUGAAAAGUGUCCCCGGAUUCAUUGAAAAAAAUCUGGUAACCUUAUAAUAGAUGUCCCAUGCAUGCAAGUUGCAGGGAUCCACAGUGCCAAAACAUCAUGCAAUGAGAACAUCCCGGGGUUCCCUAAGGCAUGUUGCCCAUUAGUCUCUUGUUUUAUCUCUUCCCACCCCAACUUUAACAUCAGCUCCAAAGGAGGGCCCAGGCAACAACCCCAUAAUUUCCGUGCACACUUGGCAAAAGGCAAAGGCCAUCUGGUCAGGUCUGGCGUGUGCACUCUGAAAUCGUGCACGCCUUUCCGAAGAAGGAACCUGUGGACAUUUGCUACACGCCAGGUUUUACUGUGUUUAGUAAUGCCACACAGAUGUGCAUUCAACAAACAAAUAUUGCUGAGAUUUGUUCUGGCUUGUCCUGGUGAAGUCUAGCUCUGAUAUAAGCAGUUUGGCAAGAGGCCAAGGCCUGAUCUUGUUACUUGUAAGAUUGCACAAGGCAAAAAAAAAAAGUGUUUGGUGACUGUGAUUCUGAAGAACUAGUGAAAUGUGCGCGCGUCAUCUUUACUAGAGAGGGUUAGAUGAGCAUGGCAUAUGGCUGCAGACUCAGUGUGUUAUUGAUUUACCUGUGCCAGUUCCUGAUCUUAAUUUUGGCAGCUGCCCUUAGCUAUUUGCUCCAGGUGGUUAUUUCUGUCCAUUGAGAGAUUAUGGAUUUAGAGUUGAUUGACACCCAUGUCCUGAAGGAUCACACAGGGCGGUGCUCCUGGGAUGGUGCCAUUCAGAAUACAAGAAGGGAAUUAAGAGCACCUAUUUGCAUGACAUGGCUUUCCCCGGCCCAGUGGCCUCCAAACAUUUUGGACUACAACACCCAUCAUCCCCAGCCAGCAUGACCAAAAGUCAAGGGUGAUGGGAGAUCCAAUCCAAACCUUCUGGCAUUCAACAGGUUUGAGAAGGAUACCGUAGGGAAAGCCUAAAUUGCCUUCAGGACUCUCUUGUGCUAUUUAUGCUAGUAUAGAAUACUGUAUCUUUUAAAAUGCAGUUGAAUCUGCCUUUAAAAAAUCCCCAGCAGUAAAAAUAAAAACCCCAACCUAAUGCUAUGUCUGAAAACAGCCUAACAGUUCUACAUUUAGAUAGCAAGGAUAGCAAUUUUUUUUUAAGGGAAUUAAAGAGAAAUCUGGCAAACUGAAGUUAAGAUUGGAAGAGACUGAGAAAGUGGGAGAAACCAAAACUGACAGAUCUCAGACCCUCCAAGUGUCCCUAUUUUCCAGGGACAGUCCCGGAUUCACACAAGCUGUCCUGGUUUCUAAUUUGAUCCUGGAAUGUCCCACUUUUCUUUAGGUCAUGGGUAGGCAAACUAAGGCCUGGGGACCGGAUCCAGCCCAAUUGCCUUCUAAAUCUGGCCCACGGAUGGUCCGAGAAUCAACAUGUUUUUACAUGAGUAGAGUGUGUCCUUUUAUUUAAAAUGCAUCUCUGGGUUAUUUGUGGGGCAUAGGAAUUGGUUCAUUCCCCCCCCCAAAAAAUAUAGUCUGGCCCCCCACAAGGUCUGAGGAACAGUGGACCGGCCCCCUACUGAAAAAGUUUGCUGACCCUGCUUUAGGUCAUCCCUAUUUUCAUCAGAGAAAUGUUGGAGGGUAUGCGUAAGUUAUACAACCUCCGAGCCAAGGAGAUAAGCAACUAUACAACCUUUGGAUGGUUACCUGUCAUGGAUGCUUUAGCUGAGUUUCCUGCAUUGCAGGGGGCUUGACUAGAUGAUCCUUGGGGUCCCUUCCAACUCUACAAAUCUACAAUUUGAUUCUAUGUGAUCUGGCCCUCUUCUAUUCAGGAAGCACUUGAAGGUCUGCAUGGUUUUUAUUCUUAUUCUUUCCUGUUUCCAGACCUGGUAUACAAGCUGAUAUCCCUAAGCUCCCAGAUCCUAGGACUAGACGCAUGCCUCCACAGCCUAACUCGCAGGGAUGUUGUGAUAAUAAUGAGAUUAGGAUAUGAAUUAUAAUACAUCCUGAGCUUUUGAUGAAGGUGUAAAGCCAGUCUUAAGUAAUUAGAGAAGCUCUAUGCAUGAACAUGCUCUUCCUGUUGGGACACUGAACAUAGUUUGAAGAAUGGGAGGAGGCUCAAUGAGUGUGAGAACCUCCUCUGUAACUUGCUUUGUGUAAUGAUUAAUGUACCUGCAGGCUUCCAUCCAAAUUGAGAAAAAAGAACAAGCUAGCUGCGGUUUAAACCAGCAACUUGGGUGGAAGCUGGUUUUGGGGAAAACACAUCAAAAUGUGGUGCUUCGUUAAAAAAAAAAGAGGGCAAGAUACAUACAGAGCAGACAUCAGACUGUGUCUAAAAUUAUGCGGCAACUCACUAGAUACAGAAUAAAUAGGAGUGUGUACACAGUCAAAAAAUUAAAAGAUGCCUGCUUCUUGGGAGAAAAGCAAUGACAAACCUAGACAGCAUCUUAAAAAGCAGAGACAUCACCUCGCUAACAAAGGUCCGUAUAGUUAAAGCUAUGGUUUUCCCAGUAGUGAUGUAUGGAAGUGAGAGCUGGACCAUACACUCCCAUGUAUGGAAGUGAGAGCUGGACCAUAAAGAAGGCUGGUUGCCGAAGAAUUGAUGCUUUUGAAUUAUAGUGCUGGAGGAGACUCUUGAGAGUCCCAUGGACUGCAAGAAGACCAAACCUAUCCAUUCUGAAGGAAAUCAGCCCUGAGCCACUGGAAGGACAGAUCCUGAAGCUGAGGCUCCAACACUUUGGCCACCUCAUGAGAAGAGAAGACUCCCUGGAAAAGACCCUGAUGUUGGGAAAAAUGGAGGGCACAAGGAGAAGGGGAUGACAGAGGACGAGAUGGUUGGAUAGUGUUCUCGAAGCUACCAGCAUGAGUUUGACCAAACUGCGGGAGGCAGUGGAAGACAGGAGUGCCUGGCGUGCUCUGGUCCAUGGGGUCACGAAGAGUCGGACACGACUAAAUGACUAAACAACAACAACAACACAGUCAAAGUAAGAUUACUCAAAUAGCAAAUAAUUUUGACUGCACCACAGGCAGGGUAGGGGUGAUUACAUGACUCCACCCUAAACCAGACACAUCUUUUUUUUCUUAACCUUGUGAUUUAUUAUAGAUAAAAUGUUUCUUGUAUAUUGGGGAGCAGUAGAAACUAGUGAGAAUCUGGUGCUGCCUGAUAAGCUGUUGGCCAAUGUUACAAGAAAAAACUGCUCCUUUUCUCUUAUGGGGUACCCAAGAGCCCGUAUAGAGUCCUUAUGUAGGUUCUCUAUCAGUAGGAGAAAAUAACAGAGAAUAUUGAGAAGCAAAGCAGCUAGUAAGCCUGAUCUUUAUUGAUCUGUUGCAACAGGGUGCUCACACCCCCCCAUGCACACAGGAGGGAGGAGGAACCCAGAACAAUGGUGUGCAAGCUCUUAUAUAGACUUUUGAAAUUGCCACCCUGUAGCUCAAGACUACCUCCCAAUACAUCAUACAUACAUCACAGAAGGGGCAGUCUACAGCAGAAUCCUGUCUGGCAGGAAACCUGUUGAUGGGUUUACCUGGAGAGCCUGGCCAUUCUUUUGUGAUGAUAAAUACUUAAUUCCUGAGUCUAGGUCACAGGCUCACCCUAUUCAUACACAAAUGUGCCCUUAAAGCAAGAUUUGUGAGCACAGAGACAAUGGGGAGGCUUUUCCCAUUUUCAUCCAAACUGCAGAGAAAUAUUUGAGGUCACUGAAAGUGUCAAAAUUGCUUUAGGACUGUUUUCCUGUACUGUUUCAGACAUGUGGUUUAUAUAUUUAUGUAUGUGUUUGCCUGGUACAUUUAUGAACAUUUAUUUUAUAUCUUAGACCUUAAAAUUCUCAUAACACCAAGAACAGCUGAGAACAGACCAAAGGAACCUUGGAAAACCAUCCCAAGCUCUUAAUUUGACCUAACCAUUAGCUUCUAUCAAUGGCAGCCAAGAGCUGCAUGCCUGAAUGAGACCUUUCUGCAGAUUUUGCCUUCUCUGUGUGGUGUAUUCAGUAUUUUGCUUGUGUAGGUUGGGCUGUGCAAACAGCACAAGGGACUGGCUCGAGCUGUCUCAGUUCUGCUUACAGACUGUGUGGGUAUCCGGAGACUCACUUUGGAGGGGAGGAGGGGCACAGCGGAGGGGGGAGGUCGGUGCAGUGCAGGUGCGCUGGUGGAGUCCUGCCACUGCAGCCACACUGUGCUGGCCUUCCCAUUACCUCGCCUCUCCUGGUGAGCAGCAACAACACAACUGCUGAGAACUUAGCACUGCACCUCCAUCCCUCAUUGGCCGAGCUUCAUCCGACUCAUGUCAAAGAAGAGGAUCAGGGAAACACACUUGAUUGUGUGUUGCAGUUUUGAAAAUUGUGUUGCUGUCCCCUCCCGGGUAGAAUAGAGUGCCAUUAUUUAUUCUCCUUUCCCAAUAAUGCAGUGUGUUCUGUAAUAUGACAUAGAUGCAAUAAUGGGGAGAUAGUGGUGGAUUUAGGUAAGGUAAAGGUAAAGGUGGGACGCGGAUGGCGCUGUGGGUUAAACCACAGAGCCUAGGACUUGCCGAUCAGAAGGUCGGCGGUUCGAAUCCCCGCAACGGGGUGAACUCCCAUUGCUCAGUCCCUGCUCCUGCCAACCUAGCAGUUCGAAAGCACGCCAAAGUGCAAGUAGAUAAAUAGGUACCGCUCCGGCGGGAAGGUAAACGGCAUUUCCAUUCACUGCUCUGGUUCGCCAGAAGCAGCUUACUCAUGCUGGCCACAUGACCCGGAAGCUGUACGCCGGCUCCCUCGACCAAUAAAGCGAGAUGAGCGCCGCAACCCCAGAGUCGGUCACGACUGGACCUAAUGGUCAGGGGUCCCUUUACCUUAAAGGUAAAGGUAAAGGACUCCUGUACGGUUAAGUCCAGUCAAAGGCGACCAUGGGGGGCAAUGCUCAUCUCGCUUUCAGGCCGAGGGAGCCAGCAUUUGUCUACAGCUAGCUUUCCAGGUCAUGUGGCCAUAAUGACUAAACCGGCUCCUGUGCAACGGGACACUGUGUCAGAAGCCAGAGCGCACGGAAAUGCGGUUUACCUUCCCACCACAGCGGUAUCUAUUUUUCUACUUGCACUGGCAUGCUUUAAAACUGCUAGGUUGGCAGAAGCUAGGACAGAGCAACAGGAGCUCACCCUGUCCCAGGGAUUCAAACUGCCAACCUUCUGAUCGGCAAGCCCAAGAGGCUCAGUGGUUUAGACGCAUCAUUCCCCUUUAUUAGCUGUUGUGUGGCGCUUCCCCAGUGUUUCGGCAUUAUUGCCGUCAGGAGGGACAUUCUUGCACCGUAGCACAACAGACAUGGGGCAAUAAAAUAAAAUACGUCAGAACAAGUUGCAGGAUUUUAGCAGGAAGUUACGAGGCUGGCACUGAUUGGAAACAAAGCAGUAUGCCCACCCUGAAACUUUUGCCGGUGGUGCAAACAACGUUGGUGACUGCCCUGCUUCUUGAGUCUUGAGACCUCUGCCCCAAUAUCACCUUGAGUUCAAAUAAUCAUGGCACCAUGAGUAAUAGAGCCAAGUGGAGAGACCGGGAGAGGAAAUGAGGGAGAGGACCACGCCUGUGCUCUCCGUACGGCUUACCCAGAGCAGACUGGCAUGUGAGCCCACACAGAACUCAAUACAGUGGUGCCCCGCAAGAAGAAUGCUCGCAAGACGAAAAACUCGCUAGACGAAAGAGUUUUCCGUUUUUUGAGUCGUUCCGCAAGACGAAUUUCCCUAUGGGCUUGCUUCGCAAGACAAAACGUCUUGCGAGUUCUUGCGAGUUUGUUUCCUUUUUCUUAAAGCCGCUAAGCUGCUAAGCUGUUAAUAGCCGCUAAGCCACUAAGCUGUUAAUAGCCGCUAAGCCGCUAAUAGCCGUGCUUCGCAAGACGAAAAAACCGCAAGACGAAGAGACUCGCGGAACGGAUUAAUUUCGUCUUGCGAGGCACCACUGUAAAGAUCUUAGUUCUAAUCUAAAGCCUGCAAGUGCUUUGUCUUAGUGAAACAAUCAUGAAUGCACAAUGAACAGGACGUCCGGAAGGACCCCAUGUAAGACUUGCUUCAGAGUAAACACGCUUAGGCUCAUGCUGUAAAUAGAAUUCCUUCUGAGCAGUGGAGAAGUUUCAUUCACUGGGGCUGAGGAAGGCCUGCCAGCCUCCCAUUGUGCCUGUUUGUUUUGCUUCUCCAGCUGUGGCAGCAGCUUUGAGCUUCCAUCUCCCCAAGACUAUUUUAGGCCCUAGACGCGUCUAUGGGUUGCUAUAUCUGGAGUGUGGAAAUCCCUGGAGAAUGCUAAAUCCAUGUUUUUACUGCUGCUCUUGGAGCACUCGCAAAGGUCAGUUGGUGUCCAGAAGGGCUCUGUUGAUGAGUCUGGCUUGGGAGAUUAUUCCUUUGCUUUGCCUCAGCAUCAACAGUGUCACACUGGGACUGUGUUCUCUCUGUCUCUCUAAGAGCAAACUCCGUGCUUCUGCUGCGUCGACAGGGCUGGACCCGAAAGAAGGCCACUGUUAAGGGAAGAGAGAGGUAAGUAUCAACACAUUUGGAUGAAUCCCAAGAUAUGCAGAAGUAGGUGGGGAGCAGCCAAGGGGACAACUCCACCCCACAAACAGCCCAAUGAGGAUUGAGCAUGUUCAGUGGUCACCUAGGAACAACUAGGGUGGAAGCAGGCAUUGCAUUACUUUAGCAAGAUCCUAAUACCUUAUAGUUCUGGCCCGUGGACUGGGUAGAGCCCUGAACAGCUUCAGGCACCUACCUUUGGUGACCCAAUAAUGUAUGCAAAGUACCACAAAGCACAUGAGUGCGGACUGUGCAUUUGGAAGUGCAGGUUAAUGUGAACUGCAAGCACUAUGUUGCAUAUCGCCCCAAUCUCCCGAGUGGUGGGAGAUUCCAGGGGUUCCUAGUGUUCACCUUGGGGUCGUUUUUCUUUUUAGAAAUGAGGCACAGUGGAGACUGUGGUGUCUUUAUGAUAUAUGGUUCAUUUACACAUAGAUACAACCUGAGCCUACAGUGUAGGGUUCACAGCAUUAAGACCCCAAGAGAGUUUUGAUUCUCCCAUAGCUACAGCUUUAGAUUCAAACAUAAAUAACCCAUCGUGCUCUGAUCUUGUCUUCAGCUUGCUGUCUUUACACUUAAGCUCUACCUCAAGCUUUGUCUUUGUCUUCUAUCUUAGAGCUGAAGUAGGAGCCCCACCCAUUUGCCUCCUCUCCUUCGCUUUCUUAAUGGCCCAUUACCUUUCCUUUGUUCUCUCAAUGGCCCAUCUCCCAGGUGAUCUCCUGAACAUGGGAAGCUGGGUCCAGGAAUUAGAAGUCUGGCAUCCAGGUUAACUCCCCAAGCCUUGAUUAAAUACUAACACUUACUCGACCCAGGAAUUUAGGGGAGGCCGGCACCCGCAAACUCAUAACAAUAAACCGGUUGUAGAGUAAAAUGUGGGUACAGAUGUCUGGAUGAAAAGCAGCUUGCAAAAACCUAACCACAUGAGAAGCAUAACCACAUCUGAGGUUUGUAUUUACAUUAUAAUUACGCUUAUGGUCCUUCACAAUUUUCUCAGAUUGUGGUACAGCAACAUUCUCUUCUCUGUAAGAACAGUAGUCAGUUUAUUAACUUUGCUGCUUUCCACAUAAACAAGCCUAUUAGGAAAGCUGUUGUAUUUUUGUCCAGCAUUUUUUGCCUUGUCAAUGCUGUAGUCUUCACUAUAUCAGAAGGCUAUAAUAUGCAGCAAAAUGUACAGGGAGAAAUCAAUAAAUACCAGCCCAAUUGCUAUGCUCUGCCUCACCUGUCAGAGACCGUAUGCUCCUGAAUUGCUGGGAAUCACAAGUAGAGAGAGUGUUAUUGUCGUCAGGUCCUGCUUUCAGGCUUCAUAUAGGCAUAUGGUUGGCCACUGUGAGAAUGGGAUGCUUUCACUAGACCUGCCUGAUCCAGAAGUUGCAAAACUGGGCUUCUCUUUCCUGCAGCUCUUUCCCUAAAGCUCCCUCAAUCUGCUCUGGAAGGUUGGGGGACUCACCUGGAACAAAUUUUGCUGGGUGUGUGUGUGGAGAGAAGAGAUAUAUGAGAAAUAGGGCUGGCCCACGCAUGAGGCAAGGUGAGGCAACCACCUUAGGUGGCAGGACCCACAGAGGCAGCAGAUCCCAAUGUAGAUCUUUAUUCCCCCCCUUGUCCCUGAUGUAAUCUUCACUCACUCCUUCUUCCCUGGUGGGGAGGCAGGUGCCAUUUUGUGGUUCGCCUCAGGUGUAAAAAUGUCCUGGGCCAGCCCUGACUGGAAGUCGAAUUGUGCAACUGAAUGGAUUUCAGUUGCACAAUUGGGUAGACCAUCACUGGAUACCACCCAUAAUAGUUCUCUUUUGUACAAUGAUCAGUUUGGAUUCCUCCUCCUCCAAGUAAACAUAUGUAAUAUUUCACAUCCCCCUCCCUUUAUUUAUGUAUAGUUCUCUUUAAAAUGGUAUGUAUUUGAAUCUUUGAAUGUGCUAUGUGGAAAGGCAAUUUCCCACCAAACAACCACAUAAACGUCUUUGUAUUCUUGUAAAUAUAUAUAGCAAUACCGUUUGUUGCUAAGGAAGUACAAAGAAUGUGUACUGUUACCAUGCUUUAUAUGUGCCAAUCAACCUUAUCCCCUCCCUGACGCAUUUCAAUGCUAUAAGCUAUGAGCUUAGUAGACACAAUUCUCAAAACCUGGCUAUACCAGUUUAUGGGUUGAAAGACUGCACCCCAACACACCCUUUAUUGUACUUGCGGUGUUUGUUGUACAACAUGAACCAUGCAUAUUGUGCUGUAGCGGAGAGGUCUGAAUGCCCAGGCCCUCAUUCAGCAGCCUCCCCCAACCUGGUGCCCCCAGAUGUUUUGUACGAUAAUUCCCACCAGUCCCAGCCAGCAUGGCCAGUGAUCAGGGAUGCUGACCUACAAUCCCCAAUUUCAGAGUAUAUUUUUUGUUUUGUUUUGGAGGUGGGGUAGAAUUACAAGGGUGGACCAUGUGCGGAAUUAUUUGACAAGGUUAAUGGUAAGGUUACCAGAUUUUUUUCAAUGAAUCCGGGGACACUUUUCAACUUCCAUGGAUUUUGUAUAGGGACUGAUUUGUAAAUCCAGGGACUGUCCCUGGGAAACGGGGACGCCUGGUAACCUUAGUGGUGCAAUUCUAUACUUUGCAAGGUGCUACUUGCAAGUAAGGGUAUGUUCACAUUAGCAGCUUAAAAUGUCAUGAGGUUAUCUCCCCCUCCCCCAUUGUGUUUUAAGUCGCAUCUGCAUGGUGUUGUACACAUCAGAGAGGGAGUGGAGAUGUCUUCACCCAAUGCACUUUUUGGUUCUCCUUCAGCCCUGCCGGAACUCCUGUUCAUGACAUUGCCAUCUGUCCAUAUGUGCUCAUUUUGUGCAUGUGCAACAGCUGUCUCAAAUGUACACACCUGUCUUAAGUGCAAAGUGAAUGUGGCUUAAGUUUUCUGGUGUUACUGAGGUUGGUUCUCUGUGAGGUGAAUGUAUUGCUUCUGAAACAAUUUAACUUACAGAUUCAGGUAGGUAGCUGUGUUGGUCUGAUGCAGUCGAAAUAAAGGGCAGUGUCCUUCAGCUCUCUAUAUUGGACAAACAGGCCAAACCCUACGCCAAAGGAUAAAUGGACAUAAAUCUGACAUCAGGAAUCACAAGACAGACAAGCCAGUAGGAGAACACUUCAAUCUCCCCCCCCCCCCAAUAUAUAAGGGUCUGGUGACUUCUGUUUCAGUGUAUCUGAAGAAGUGUGCAUGCACACGAAAGCUUAUACCCAGAACAAACUCAGUUGGUCUCUAAGGUGCAAUUUUUUAAUUUUAAAAAUUUAACUUACAAUGUAACUGUUUCAGGUGGUGUUAGUGCUGCAGUCGGAUAUCCAUUGGACACAAUCAAGGUAUUUCAAAGUUUAGUUUUCUUAACUACAAUAAAAUCUCCCAAGUCACAAGGCAUAGCCAACUCCCAAGUCACAAGGUAAAAUGGAGAGAACUCUUCUCCACCCCGUUUCAGAGCUGAAAGCAGCUAGGAUGAGUGUGUGGGGCGGUUCUCACCACUGCAGUGGUUUCUCUACCCAACAGCUAAUAAACCAUGGUUUGCCAGGAGGAAUUCCAGGGCUCCUCCAUUUUCUGCUUCCCCAGCUGCUCCCAAUCCUUUCAUCAUACUCUCAGGACCAAACUAGAAAUUACAUUGUGAGAUCUGUAGGUGCCUCCAAUCUUGUCCCUCUUUUGUGGGAGAGAUUCAAGCACAUACUACAAAUUUAGUUUUGCGCAAUGGAUUAAAGCAUUCUGUUGCCCUAGUGCAGGGGUAGGCAACCUAAGGCCUGGGGGCCGGAUGCAGCCCAAUUGCCUUCUCAAUCUGGCCCGCGGACGGUCUGGGAAUCAGUGUGUUUUUACAUGAGUAGAAUGUGUCCUUUUAUUUAAAAUACAUCUCUGGGUUAUUUGUGGGGCAUAGGAAUUUGUUCAUUCCCCCCCCAUAUAGUCUGGCCCACCACAUGUUCUGAGGGAGGGUGGACCGGCCCACAAUUGAAAAAGGUUGCUGAUCCCUGCCCUAGUGCAAUAAAUUCACUUUUCAUGCUGAUUUGAUGCCUUACCCACUUGCAGAAUUACCAAUGAAAUGUUUCUUUUCCCCAAGAUGAAAUGAAUGACGGAUUGUCCCAUUUAACAGGUGAGGAUUCAGACUCAGACAAGUUAUCGUGGAAUAUGGCACUGUAUCAGAGACACAUACAGAACUGAAAAAGUACGUAUAGUAAAAUUUCCUGUUGAUGAAGGGGAAAUUUGCUUCAUCAUGUCUGCUUGACUUGGGGCGGAUCCACACCAUACAUUUAAAACAAAUGACUUCCUCCAAAGAAACCUGGGAGCUGUGGUUUGUUAAGGGUGCUGGGAAUUGAGGUUGAUGGGGCAAAUUACAGUUCCUAGCGAAAAACCCCCACAGUCUGUCCAACAUUAAGGAAUGGCUUUAUUACAAUGACUCUGGGACAGAGCUAUUGUGGCCUAACACGGCAUAUUUCACACAGUUGUGUGAAUGGCUGAAUAACAGUUAAUUGCAGACAUGGGUUGGAUGGAAAAUGAGGGAAGGGAUUUUUAACACUUUGCCCUCUGCAGCAGUCCUGAAACAGAUUGCUCCCCGCACAUCUAUUUUAGCAAAUGGGAGCUUUCCACCUGCUGCGAGUGCAAAUAAGAGACUCUCAGUCCAAUUCAGGGAUGUAGCGUGGGGGGAGGUCAAGAGGUUAAAAAUCCGUUUCCCACACCAAUGUUUCAAUCUGGAUUUGGUCCCGAAUCCUGAAUUCUAAAAACCCCUUUGUGCAAUUGCUAACUGCAUCGAGGGUUAGGGUUUGGCCCUAAGGCUAAGGUUGGUUGUGUUUAAGAAUACCUGUGAACAAGAACCUGAUUCCUGGUGCAUUGGGCCUCAUAAGCACCUAGAACAGAGCUGGGAAUCCUGGUAUCCUCCAGAUGUUGCUACACUACCACUCCUAUCAUGGCUGGAAUUGAUGGGAUUUGGAGUCCAACAAUAUCUGAAGGGCCACAGGUUACACAUCCCUGACCCUAGAGGUUUCAUAGAAUCAUAGAACUGUAGAGUUGGAGGGGACCAUGAGGAUCUAGUCCAGUGUUUCCCAAACUUGGGUCUCCACUCGAGAGCCAGUGUGGUGUAGUGGUUAAGAGCGGUAGUCUCGUAAUCUGGGGAACCGGGUUCACGUCUCCGCUCCUCCACAUGCAGCUGCUGGGUGACCUUGGGCCAGUCACACUUCUCUGAAGUCUCUCAGCCCCACUCACCUCACAGAGUGUUUGUUGUGGGGGAGGAAGGGAAAGGAGAAUGUUAGCUGCUUUGAGACUCCUUAAAAGGAGUGAAAGGCGGGAUAUCAAAUCCAAAUCCAGCUGAUUUUGGACUACAGUUCCCAUCAUCCCUGAUCACUGGUCCUGCUAGCUAGGGAUGAUGGGAGUUGUAGUCCAAAACAGCUGGAGACCUAAGUUUGGGAAACUCUGAUCUAGUCCAACCCCCUACAAUGCAGGAAUCUUUCACCCAGCGUGGGGCUUGAACCCACAACCCUCAGAUUAAGAGAGUAAUUCUCUACUGACAGAGCUAUCACCUUCUCCUUUUCCUCGAUAAGUACCAAACCUGAAGACAAACUGUGGGGUGUCCUUUAUUCUAUUAUAAUUAAUUUCCUUAUUACCAGAAAGCCAAAGAAAAAACCCAGCUGCUGUGACUUUCAUAUUAUGGAGACUUGGGAAGGUUAGGUAAGAUUAGCUUGGCUAACACUUUCUUCUCACUUUUCUAUGCAAACCAGCUGCUAGGUUUCUACCGAGGGGUGUCGAUGACUGUCAUAACUGCAUCGUUUAUUACAUCGUUCUCUUUUGGCAUCUACAAAAACAUCCUUUAUAACAUCUGCAGAUUUCGAUAUGGCUCUGCAGACAGAAAGCCAUCAAAGGUAGACGUGUCUUUUGCAGCAGCUUCUACUGGUGCAAUCCGGGUAGGUUACGAGUCAAAUAAUGUUUUGUUUUGUUUUUAACUGCAAGGAAUGAAAGUUUAUGCACAAAUUCAAUCCAGUUGGGAGAAGUCCAAAGCCACACUAUACACGUAAAGCUAGGGCUGCCAUACAUUAUUGGGAUUUCAAAGGUGGAAUUGACGUCCGGCGGGAACGUCAAAGGCAGUGCUUUGUCCUAGAUCAGGGGUCAGCAAACUUUUUCAGCAGGGGGCUGGUCCACUGUAUCUCAGACCUUGUGGGGGGCCAGACUAUAUUUUUUGGGGAAAAUGAACGAAUUCCUAGGCCCCACAAAUAACCCAGAGAUGCAUUUCAAAUAAACCCAGAGAUGCAUUUCUACUCAUGUAAAAACACGCUGAUUCCCAGACCGUCCGCAGGCUGGAUUUAGAAGGCGAUUGGGCUGGAUCCGGCCCCCGGGCCUUAGUUUGCCUACCCAUGUCCUAGAUCUUAGGCAAGUCAAUCAAUUAAUUUUGCCGUUUUUGGUCUUCGGGGAUUUAUUGAAUGGGAUGAGGGAUUUAUUCAAAUACAGACAGGUAGACUUUAAUUAGAAAUAAUGAACUGUUGUGAAGUUGGCGGAAGUCCACAAUAAGUGUGUUUAAUUUUUUAAAAUGUCUGAGUUUAUUGAAGAAUGAACUAAUGUUGUUUUAUGUAUACUCCCUUUUUUCUUUUCUUUUUCUUUUCUUUCUUUUUAAGAAUUAAAUGUACUUACAAAAGGUAUAUAUUUAUAUCCCUUACUUCUUUCUUCCUUUCUGGAGUUUCUGCUUUUAUUCUUUUAUUUUUUGCUCUCUCUACAUAAGCUUUUGUAUUUUCUUUUUCUUUUUGUUUAAGUUUGUGCAUUUUGAUUUAUGUAUAUGUGCAAUACAAUCAAUUAAAAAAAAGGGCAAGUCAGUCAAUUAAUUUUGGCGUUUUUGGUCUUUGGGGUGUCCUGGUAAAGCACUCUUAUUCCACUUUAACAGUCAUGCCUUCUCCCAAAGAAUCCUGGGAACUGUAGCUUCUUGUGGCUGCUGGGAGUUGUUAGGAGACCCUUAACAAACUACAGUUCCCAGGAUUGUUUGGGGGAAAUCAUAAAGGUUAAAGUAGAAUAGGGUUGGCACCUGUCUGUCCUGGGAGACAAUGGAGGAGUGCACCUUUGGGGAUGAAGUGAAACCAUUGGUGUGGCUGUAGAGACAGAUAUGGGAGAGGCAUGUUUUACUGUAGCCGGGGCAGAUUCUGCUAUGUAGAAGUAGCUAAAGUGGUGCCUUCUGGUUAUUGAGCACCAGCCAGUAUGGCCAGUGCUCACAGAUGAGGGGAAUUGUAGUCCAACAACAUUUGAAGAGCACUAGUGUUAGGUACUUGCCGGCGUGAUUGCUUGAGAGCGAACAGGCAAGACCCCCACUGGUCUUUUCAAGGCUUUAUUAUUGGUGCAAAAACAUUCACAGUGCAGAACGACUCACUUCCAUGUCUGCUCAGUCACUAGCAGAAUCUGGGAGUGGGCGGUCCUUAAACUUUCCCCAGCAGAGCAGUCUUUUGACCCCCAUUCUACGCGUCCCCUCUCUGCGCGUAAAAUGACUGUGCAGAGAGGGCAUGGGCAAAGGGGGACCUGCCUCCCCCACCGCUUUGCUCAGACUUGGUAUUAUGGCUCUCCCUUGCAUCCUCCGAGCCCUGCAUCCCUUCCCCACUGGAGGUGUGGCUUCCUUCCUCCCCGGAAGAAGAGCUGCUUCUCACGCAACUGCCCUUCCACCUCUCACCUCUGAGCUGAUGGCAGUUCCCUGACAACUAGAUUUGGCUUCUCCUGGUACAGACCAGUAAUGGUGUUCAUGUAACGUGUUAUAUAUUAAGCACUGAAGUUUCUUGAUUACCGAAAGUGAUCCCUGUGGAAAACAUCCGUGUUAUAUCAUCUGUCCCUCAUCAUUUUGUUGUUGUUAUGUACUUUUGUGUUUUCAUUGUGUAUUUUAAUGUUGCAAACCGUCCUGUGAUCUUUGGAUGAAGGGUGGCAUAUAAAUUUUUAUAAAUAAUAAAACAAGAUAGUAUUACUUGUGUAAUUAGUUUCCAGAAGACUAUGCAUGUUAGGCUCUUGCAGUGAAAUGUCUGAGCCACCAUAUUUUUGCUCUGUAAGACACACCAGACCAUAAGACGCACCUAGUUUUUGGAGGAGAAAAACAAGAAAAAAUAAUAUUCUGAAUCUCAGAAUCCCUCUUGCUGUUCUGGCUUCUGGGAUAGCUGCAACCUGUAUUCGCUCCAUAAGACGCACACACAUUUCCCCUUACUUUUUGGGAGGAAAAAAGUGAGUCUUAUAGAGCAAAAAAUACUGUAUAUACACUAAGGCAGGCAUGUCCAAAGUCCGUUUCAGGGGCCUAAUAUGGCCCGCUGGUCAAUGUAAUCCAGCCCGCCUGGAAGUAUAUGUCCUGGGGUAAAAUCCCCAAAAAAGCUCAGCACUGUAAAAAAAGCUCAACAACUACAAUCCUAAAAAAAUCUCAACAGCUUUGGGGUUAAGUCCUUAAAAGAGCUCAACAACUUUGGGGUAAAAUUGUGAAAAAAAGCUCAACAACUUUGGGUGGCCCUCAUGCAAAUCUGGCCCUCUUUGAAAAAAGUUUGGGCACCCCAUAAUACAUGAGUUUGGACCCUAGGCUCUGUAUCUUCAUGGUCUGGUCUGGGGAUGUGUGGGUGAUGAGCUUCUACAGGAAACAUCUCUUUCUAGACCACUAAUUCCUAAUUACACCCUUCAGGUUGUGCUAAUGUCACCUGCAGAGUUGGCCAAAGUGAGACUCCAGAUCCAGAAAGAUCCCUUGGCUAUUCCACCCCACGUCCUGAUCUCCAAGCCUAAGUACCAAGGAGCUGUGCACUGCCUGCGGACCGUCGUGAAGGAGGAAGGUUUCAAGGGUCUAUACAAGGGGUCUUUGGCUCUGAUGUGGAGAGACUGCUGCUCAUCUGUCGUCUAUUUCCUCACCUACAACGUCCUGUGCGACUGGCUUACUCCAGCGGGAAAAGACAGAGCAGGUGUGUGCAUUAAAUGAGAAGGGUUUAUUUCAGGAGUUUUGAAAAACCUGUCUUCAUAGCUUCUGCAUUUGAGUCACCACAAUUCUGCAACUUUCGUAUAGAGUGUUUGUUCCUGGCACUAAGUUAUCAUGGCUAGCAGCCAUUGAUAGCUGCCUGCUCUGUAAAUUUGCCCAAUGCAAAUUGGUUGGUGGACAUUCUGUGGGAUAAAGUUCCGUGGUUUAACUCUGUGCUGUGGGAGAAAGCGCUUUAUUUUGUCUAUCCUGAAUCUCCCAGCUUACAGCUUCUUUAGAUAUCCCCAAGUUCUAGUGUCAAGUCCUCUCUCUACCGUUCUGUAACCCCUUGGGGUUUGCAUGCCUACAGCAAACAGGGGAAGCUGGAUGUUGACACAUCCCUCUUGCCCAUAGGUGCUGCUGCUGCUGUUUUGGCUACGUAAGCAGCGGCACUCAAACCGGAAAAUAGAUGGGAAUGAUUAGAACAGAGUAUUAUCAUUGGCACAAUUUGCUCCAGUUGUGUAAUAUGCUCGGAGCGCCUGUUAUGAAAUUCUAUUUGAGCUUCUCUUGUGUAACUGGUUAACUCAGAGGCCGCGUCCUCUGAUGUCAUCCAAGAACUCUUCCUCUCCAACUUCCCCCUCGAAUGCUUAUUAACUGCAGUCAUGCCGGCUAACUGCACCUUUCAAAUGCAUCGCUAAAGCCUAUACAGCUCGGGUGUAGGGGCACCUUCUAAAUGAUGAAAUGGAUUUUAUUUUUAGCUCUUCACUAAUCCCAGAGGCAUGAUAGCCCAUCUCAUGCAACGUGUAGGGAAGGAGGAAGGGAGAGGAGAGGCCAGCGACCCUGGAAGCGUUUUCACAGGUGCCUGGGCCGGGGUGGCGGGGCCAGAGCAUGACAAAUGUUUCAAGUAUUUCAGGCACAUUUUUACAUCUUAUUAAAUGGGGAAAUAAUAAAGCCAUAAGCUAUCUCAGUCAAUAUUGCUGCAAUGAGUUGUAUCACAAUCACAGGUGGACCUGACUUUAGGAAAAGAAACCUGAAGAAUUAGCAAUUGUUCAAAGCAAAAAUACAGAACGUGUUCAGAACAUCAGUCAGCAUCCCUCCCCACACAAAUAAUCCCUGUGGGGUAGGGGGGGCGGAGUUCCAUUCUCUCUGUGUUCCUCCCACAAUUUAUACAGUCUAUGUAGGAGUUUAGCCUGAGGAAAUAGGAUAGCCCGUUCAUGCAUAUGGGUUUUUAUUUUAUAAUAUAAAGGUAGAAUAUUUGUGCUGACACAUGGAACAGGAAGAGUGCACAGCUACAAACAUAGGGAGGAAUUCAAGGUUGCACUGCUACAAAUGAUCAGUUUCUGCUUGCCUGGUGGAACAAUCUCCCCUCUCCUCUCCCUGUGUGGUAGUUUGGGAGAUCUCCAGAACAAGUUUUUGUGGUUUUUUGCCGGGGAGGCAGGGUGUGAGGAAGGAGUUGGCAAGCCCCAUUGUGCAAGGGGAAAUCCUUGCGGAUUCACUGUGUUCCGUCCAAAUUUCCUGCCUUAUUGGGAAGCAGUGGCAGCUGAUGCUUCUAGGGAAAAUGGUCUUGGUACUCACUGUAACAGCUUCAUGCUAAGUACCACACUUUAAACCAGGGCUUUUCUUCUAGAAAGAAAAGGUGCCAGUUCUGUGUACUCCUUGAGUACCCCCAGAAAAAAGCACUGGUAAUAACAAACAAAAUAAUAACCCCCCGCUCCAGUUUAAAAGGCCAUAGAUUGCUUAGACUCACUUUAAUCAAUGGGACUUGAUUUUGAGUCUGGCUCUCACAUGGAGAUUCCCGUAAAUGUUGUGUGUGGAUUGCACAAAUGGCUGAUUUAAUUAUGCAACCUGGUUUAACCAAGCCGUAGAGACCAAUGCUGUGUACACACCAUACAUUUAAAGCCAUGCAGUUUGUAAAGGGUGGUGGGAAUGAUAGCUCUGUGAGGGGUAAACUACAGUUUCCAGGAAGCUGCUCUGGGAGAAACCAUGUGCUUUAAAUAUAUGGAGUGUAGUCAGCCUUUGAUGUGGGAAAGCUGAAGGGAUGUAAACGUAUUUGGAACCUUUCCAAAUCAAAUUUAAUUAGGAUUUGAAGAGAAAGGGAAUCCACUUGUCCCGGAUGCCGGAGAAAGGGGAAGCUUCAAAAAGCAGAGCCUCUUAAGAAAGGCCUGCCUGAUGUUUCACAGAAGGUAUGUCAAGAAUCUUGUGCAUGGACUACGGAGUGCAGGUCAGAGAGGCAGCAUGACAUAUAAUCCCAACAGGGGAUAUCUGCUCUCGAAGCUCAUUAGCAGAUUUCUCUGUGUGCCUAAUCCCAAUAUGAGAUACUUGCAAAGUAUCUUCUUACAGUCUUCCUUCCAUAGUUCAGAGCUGAUUGGAAGCCACUGCCCAUGGCCAUCAACCUCUCUGCCUAUUACCCCACAGUAGUGCCUUAUCAUCUUAUCUGCUGCUUGUGGGAACUAGCCUUAGGUAGGACUUGAGUCAGGAUAAGGAACUUGGCCAGGGGCAGCAGAAAGUGGAUUAGCCACUAUUUGGCAUCUGCUUCAAGCUGGUAGACCUUGAGAUUCUGGGGGCUGAAAAGAGUAGACCUCACAAGACUUAAGUCUGCCCACUGCUGAUCUGGAAGACGAUAAUAAUACCACUACUUAAGAGGGCAUAGCUAGCUAAGUUAUACUCAAGAGUAGACCCAUUGAAAUUAGCUUGUCUAUUAGCAGCUGCAGUCCCAAGGGCAAGCCAGGGAGUUUCUCCCACCCAAAAUUAGUUCUAAUGCAUCUAUUGGGGUUUUUUUGUUUGUAAGUCAUUUUGGGUUGCCACAGGCAAGAUAAAGCGGCUAAGCAACUUAAUAAGUGAUAAUAAUAAAUAAAAACAACUAUUUCAAAUGUCCAAAAAAAUACUAAAUCAAAACGUGUGUCAACAUUCUGCAUUCUAAUUAAAGAGGAACGCCCAUUUCUCCUCUGCAAACCUAUCUCGCUGUCAGUUUAACGCUGCUUAUAAUUACGUUUUGCAGACUUAUGGGCUGUGCUUCUUUCUGGAGGCUGCGCUGGAGUCCUGGCCUGGGGCACGGCCACCCCGAUGGAUGUCAUCAAAUCCCGGAUGCAGGUGGAUGGCGAGGGCCUGCGCAGAUACUCGGGAUUAGUACACUGCGUAAGGGACAGCGUAAGAGAAGAGGGGGUGAGAGUCCUCUUCAAAGGCCUCGGACUAAACUCCAUCCGCGCUUUCCCUUCAAAUAUGAUGGUGUUCUUUACUUACGAAGGUGUGCUUAGGCUAGGCGAACGCUGGAUGAAAUAA